GUAGUGACACGUCUCCUUGCGCGGCCUGCCGAGGGGCGGGCGGCCGGCCGAGCCUGCGAUCUCGCGGGAUCCCGGGGCGGCGGUACCGGGGGCCGCCGGCGGCAGCGGCGGCGGGUACGGGCGGGCGGCCGGCGCGGCCAUGGCGGGGGCAGCAGUUCCAGUACGACGACAGCGGCAACACGUUCUUCUACUUCCUCACCAGCUUCGUUGGGCUCAUCGUCAUCCCCGCCACCUACUACCUGUGGCCGCGGGACCAGCACGCCGAACAAAUUCGAUUAAAGAAUAUAAGGAACGUGUAUGGAAGGUGUUUGUGGUACCGCUUGCGACUGCUCAAGCCACAGCAGAACAUAAUUCCUACAGUGAAGAAAAUAGUCCUCCUUGCUGGCUGGGCAUUAUUUUUGUUCCUUGCAUACAAAGUUUCCAAAACAGACAGAGAGUAUCAAGAAUACAACCCUUAUGAAGUGUUACAUUUGGAUCCUGGAGCAAGUAUAUCGGAAAUAAAGAAACAGUACCGUGCACUAUCCCUAAAAUACCAUCCAGAUAAAGGAGGAGAUGAAGUUAUGUUCAUGAGGAUUGCUAAGGCCUAUGCAGCCUUAACUGAUGAAGAGUCACGAAAAAACUGGGAAGAAUUUGGUAAUCCAGAUGGACCACAAGCUACAAGCUUCGGUAUAGCUUUGCCAGCUUGGAUUGUGGAUCAGAAAAAUUCAAUUCUGGUGUUGUUUGUAUAUGGAUUAGCAUUUAUGGUUAUUCUUCCAGUUGUUGUGGGUUCCUGGUGGUACCGAUCAAUACGAUACAGUGGAGAUCAGAUUCUCAUUCGGACAACUCAAAUAUAUACAUACUUUGUCUAUAAAACCCGGAACAUGGACAUGAAACGGCUUAUCAUGGUUUUAGCAGGGGCAUCUGAAUUUGAUCCUCAGUACAACAAAGAUGCGACGAGCAGACCAGCAGACAACAUCCAGAUACCUCAGCUAAUCAGAGAAAUUGGUGGCAUCAACUUAAAGAAGAAUGAGCCUCCUCUCACCUACCCUUACAGUCUGAAAGCCAGAGUUCUGCUGUUGACCCAUCUUGCCCGGAUGCAAGUUCCUGAGGUCCUUGAAGAAGAUCAGCAGUUUAUCCUUAAGAAGAGUCCUGCACUACUUCAAGAAAUGAUUAAUGUGAUCUGCCAACUAAUAAUAAUGGCUCGAAGCAGGGAAGAAAGGGAGUUCCGUGCUCCAUCUUUGGGAUCUUUGGAAAAUUGUAUGAAGCUUUCCCAGAUGACAGUCCAGGGACUUCAGCAGUUCAAGUCUCCCCUUUUACAGCUGCCUCACAUUGAAGAGGACAAUCUGAGAAGAGUUUCCAAUCAUAAAAAGUAUAAAAUCAAAAGCAUUCAGGAUUUGGUGAGUUUGAAAGGCUCAGAUCGUCGCAAUUUACUGCACUUUCUAGAAGAUAAGAAAUAUGAAGAAGUUAUGGCUGUCCUUGGCAGCUUUCCAUAUGUCACUAUGGAUAUAAAACCCCAGGUUUUGGAUGAUGAAGACAGCAACAACAUCACAGUAGGCUCUCUUGUCACUGUUCUGGUCACACUAACAAGGCAGACCAUGGCCGAAGUGUUUGAAAAGGAGCAGUCUAUAUGUGCAGCAGAAGAGCAACCAGCAGAAGAUGGGCAAGGAGAUGCCAGCAAAUCUAAGAGCAAAGGAUGGCAACAAAAGAAUAAAGGAACCAAGAAAGCUUCAAAAUCAAAGAAAAAGAAGCCAGUGAAAAAGAAACCUGUGCCACCUUCAUUGCCACCACAGAAACAGCAGAAGCAAAAACAAGCUAAUGGGGAAGUCGUUGCAAAGGAAGAGGAGGAGGAGGUCUCUGAUAAAGGAAGUGAAUCUGAAGAAGAAGAAACAAACAGGGACUCUCAAAGUGAAAAAGAUGAUGGAAGUGACAGAGACUCUGACAGAGAACAAGAUGAGAAGCAAAACAAAGAUGAUGAAGCUGAGUGGCAAGAAUUACAGCAAAGUAUACAGAGAAAGGAGCGAGCCCUUCUUGAAACGAAGUCAAAGAUAACACAUCCUGUUUACAGUCUUUUUUUUCCUGAGGAAAAACAAGAAUGGUGGUGGCUGUAUAUUGCAGAUCGGAAGGAGCAGAUGUUAAUAUGUAUGCCAUACCACGUUUGUACACUAAAAGAUAAAGAAGAGGUAGAGCUGAAGUUCCCAGCACCAGGCAAGCCUGGAAACUAUCAGUACACCGUUUAUUUAAGAUCGGAUUCUUAUAUGGGAUUGGACCAGAUUAAACCAUUGAAGCUGGAAGUUCACGAAGCAAAACCAGUGCCAGAAAAUCACCCACAAUGGGAUACAGCAAUAGAAGGUGAUGAGGACCAGGAAGACAGUGAGGGCUUUGAAGACAGUUUUGAGGAGGAAGAGGAAGAAGAGGAAGAUGACGAUUAA
Camarhynchus parvulus is the source of this 2408-nucleotide messenger RNA. RefSeq names its product SEC63 homolog, protein translocation regulator (gene SEC63). Gene Ontology annotation, cellular component: Sec62/Sec63 complex. The record is from RefSeq and is a predicted model, not a curated record. The transcript has 21 exons. Gene Ontology annotation, molecular function: RNA binding; transmembrane protein transporter activity. Lineage: Eukaryota; Metazoa; Chordata; Aves; Passeriformes; Thraupidae. Bases 561 to 2408 code for a protein of 615 amino acids. Gene Ontology annotation, biological process: post-translational protein targeting to endoplasmic reticulum membrane; SRP-dependent cotranslational protein targeting to membrane.